AUGUCGUCCCCUUUCCUCAUCAAGGAGCACAAGGUGCCCGGCCAGCACAUCCGCGAAUACUCGCACGCGCUGGCCAACUCCCAGGACGACGUGCUGUACCUGUGCGUCAAGGAGUACGUCCCCAAGGACAACCUGAACCCGCAGCCCGGCGACGUGACGAUUCUCGGCGCCCACGCCAACGGGUUCCCCAAGGAAUUGUAUGAGCCUCUGUGGGAGGACCUGCACCGCGAGUCCAAGAACUUUGGGUUUCGGAUACGGAGCAUCAUCAUUUGCGAUGCUGCGUGGCAGGGCCAGUCCGGCCUUCUCAACGCCGACAAGUUGGGCAAUGAUCCCGGCUGGCUCGACUACACCCGCGACAUCAACCAAGUCAUCAACCACCUCCGGCCCCCAUGCCCAUCCCCCGCCGCCAACUCCUUUCGCCGCCGCGACGUCUGGCCCUCCCGCGAAGACGCCGCCAAAUCCUUCGCCAAGAGCCCCUUUUACCAGACCUGGGACCCCCGCGUCCUCGACGCCUGGCUCACCACCACCAAGCACCAGGAAGUCUUCACCUUCCUCCGCCCCACCUGGAACGCCUUCGACGCCACCGGCCAAAAAAUGGUCGACCGCUCCAAGGUCCCCGAGCUCGACGUCGAGAAGCACUAUCCCGUGUACCCCUUUUACCGCCCCGAGCCCGCCAUCACCCUCACCCGCGUCCCCAACGUCCGCCCCUCCGUCUUCUACAUCCUCGGCGGCAAAAGCAACCUCUCGCACGCCCCAACCAUCGGCAGCCGCCUGCGCUCCACUGGCGCCGGCAUCGGCGGGAGCGGCGGUAUCCAGCUCGGCCGCGUCAAGCAGGUCGUCAUGCCCGAGCAGGGCCAUCUCGUCCCCAUGGAGAAGCCGGCCGAGUGCGCUCGCCUCGGUGCCGAGUGGAUUGCCCAGGAAAUUGGUCGGUGGAAGGAUGGCGAGGCCAAGGAGUUUGAAGAGUGGAGGGCCAAGAACAAGUCGGAGAAGACGAUCCUUCCCGCUGAGUGGGGAACCCGUCUUGGAGUGGUGCCGAGGAAGCCCAAGGCCAAGAUCUAA
Molecule: messenger RNA, 1059 nt
Organism: Parascedosporium putredinis
Lineage: Eukaryota; Fungi; Ascomycota; Sordariomycetes; Microascales; Microascaceae
Source: the annotation of a GenBank genome assembly